Messenger RNA from Labrus mixtus (cuckoo wrasse), 1517 nucleotides. It is a transcript of the gene orai1b, whose product is annotated as ORAI calcium release-activated calcium modulator 1b. Gene Ontology annotation, molecular function: store-operated calcium channel activity. Gene Ontology annotation, biological process: store-operated calcium entry. The record is from RefSeq and is a predicted model, not a curated record. NCBI's taxonomy places the organism in Eukaryota, Metazoa, Chordata, Actinopteri, Labriformes, Labridae. The transcript is spliced from 2 exons. Gene Ontology annotation, cellular component: membrane. The coding region runs from base 203 to 874 and encodes 223 amino acids.
GUGUAGGCAAGCAGCACAACAAGCCGGGGAGUGUUGGUGGAAAAAUUGCGUCCACGGUUCCGUCAGUAGGAGAUUUUUUAAUAUGUUUUUUUUGGAGUGUACACUGUUAGCAUGUUGAACUUUUGUUUUUGUCGUGUUCCGCUUCAGUAACAAGGUAACUACGUCAGCGCUGCUCGUGCAGUCCUUUGAUAACAGGAGCAACAUGAGUCUGAACGAGCAUUCACUACAAGCUCUGUCUUGGAGAAAGCUGUACCUGAGUCGAGCUAAACUGAAGGCUUCUAGUCGGACAUCAGCCCUUCUUUCUGGAUUUGCUAUGGUGGCAAUGGUGGAAGUGCAGCUGGACAACAGCUAUCCAUACCCACCUGCCCUGCUCAUUGCCUUCAGUGCCUGCACCACUGUGCUUGUUGCCGUGCACCUGUUCGCUCUGAUGGUCAGCACCUGCAUUUUGCCCAAUAUCGAGGCUGUCAGCAAUGUCCACAACCUCAACUCUGUGAAGGAGUCCCCUCAUGAGCGAAUGCACCGGCACAUUGAACUGGCGUGGGCUUUUUCCACAGUAAUAGGCACUUUGCUCUUCCUGGCUGAGGUUGUUCUGCUCUGCUGGGUCAAAUUUUUGCCUGUGAAGCCAAACAAGUCCAGUAAUAGCACAGUUUCAUCCGGUGUGGCUGCUGCUAUCACCUCAACCUCCAUAAUGGUCCCUUUUGGUUUAGUCUUCAUCGUUUUUGCUGUGCAUUUUUACCGCUCAUUGGUCAGCCACAAGACUGACAGACAGUUUCAGGAGCUGGAGGAGCUAUCUAAUCUGACCAGGCUACAAAACGAGCUGGAUAACAGAGGAGAAUCUUCCAUCCUGCAGUCUCCAAACUCACAUUUUCCAUAGAAAUAGUAUGAGGGACAUAUGGUGGAAGUCUGACUCCUUAGAAUUUUUCUGAGCUAGAAGCCAAAUUGUUGGCUUCUGAUUUCUUUUUUUUUUUCUUUUUUCUUUACAGAAAUGAAAAAUUCUCAUCUAUUUGUUGUGAAAUGUACUUUUCUGUUGAGAGUUGUAUUUUUUAGAACAGGUUUGAUCAACUGUGAAUUCACAAAUCUGCCAUAAUGCAUGGAACUUGAAAUUGUAAAGUCUUAACUGUGCUAGCUGCUUGAUUUAUCACUAACAUUAUGGCCCACAAUAUAUGUAUCUGAACAAUAGUUUUGAAGUUUGUCUGUUGCCUGCUGGACUAAUUUACCUGUUUUUCAGUGAACACUGCAUAUGUUAAUAUAUAUGAUCUGGUUGUGGUUUACAAAACACAAGUAUUUUACUCCCUCUUAUUCACUGUGUACCUGUUUUAUUGUAAUGUUCUCUGUUUUGCCAUAGACUGACUGCCGAAAAAAAAAGUAUUACUUUUAAAGACUAUAUGCCGACAUCUGUAGCCCAGGCUGACUUGUUAGAAAUAAAACACUUUAGUAUGAAACAACAUCCAAAUGUUUAGUGUUUUAAAAAAAUAUCUGAAUGUACUUUAUUAAAAACAAUAUACUGUGUAAUGUUA